Messenger RNA from Suillus fuscotomentosus, 1487 nucleotides. RefSeq names its product NUDIX hydrolase domain-like protein. NCBI's taxonomy places the organism in Eukaryota, Fungi, Basidiomycota, Agaricomycetes, Boletales, Suillaceae. Gene Ontology annotation, molecular function: acetyl-CoA hydrolase activity; coenzyme A diphosphatase activity. Gene Ontology annotation, biological process: coenzyme A catabolic process. The coding region runs from base 262 to 1278 and encodes 338 amino acids. The record is from RefSeq and is a predicted model, not a curated record. The transcript is spliced from 5 exons.
AGUUAGGAGGACUUACACGACGAAAACAUCAUGGCUUGUCAAAAGCCUUUCUGCUAGUGGUGCACCUGAAUAGGAGUAAUGGUCCGCCUACGUCGUGGAGAGUGCUCGGUUCCCAUGUCCGGUUCCUUAUAAUUCUCCAUGUCCCACCCAAUUUUUGUACCAUUAUGUACUCUUUGUUAUUCGAAGUCAAUACGCUAUCGCUUUCACUUAGUCUAACGGCAGUGCUAGCCGUGGUGCUGUGUUUCAAGACGACCCCGGCAUAUGCUAUGGCUCUCUCCUCUGACUAUCCCAACGCUUACUAGUACACAACCUAACUCUGAGAAACGCUUAGGGGACAUCCGAACGCAUGUGCUCAAGCGCCUCACUUCGAAGUCUAGAGCAUGCGUCGAGCGUCUGAGGACAUGCCAAUUGGAUAGGCCUGACCUCUCUCGACAACCAACCUCCAAACUCGCAGCUGUGCUUGUUUUACUGUACGAGCAAGCUGGAGAGCUUAGGGUCUUAUUGACGACCCGGUCCAAGUCACUGCGUGCACAUCCAGGACAGACAGCAUUACCUGGCGGCAAAGCAGAUGAGGGAGAUGAGAGUUUAGUCUGGACUGCUCUUCGCGAAGCAAAUGAAGAAGUUGGUCUUCCUCUUCCGCCCACAUCGUCGAAUAUACAUUUUAUAACAACGCUCCCGCCCUUUCUCUCUGCAUCGCAGUUGUUGGUGACCCCCGUCGUCGUGCUUUUAUCUUCGCCGCUUCCACUCGUCACUUCGUCACCGUCAUUCUCGACUUUGGACAGCUCCUCGAAUGCAAGCUCCAACACACCGCCCAAGUCUUCUUCUCACCCAAUCCUCACUUCCCUCACUCCCUCUCUCACAGAAGUCGACAGGAUAUUCGAUCAUCCACUCGAAGCGAUGCUGGACCCUCGUCUCUUGUUGAACAAAGGGGAGUCGCUCGUGGAUGUGGGAGAGGACUGGCCAUAUAGUGCUGGGGAUGUGUAUAACCCAUCCGACGUCCGCCUCGACGCAUUCGACGGACUCAUAUAUAGGAUGCACCGGUUCAGAACAUGUGCAUCUCCUAUCAAGGGGCUUACUGCUGAUAUUCUAAUCACAGUCGCUGAACUCGCAUACGGGCGCAAACCCGUCUACGGACGAUACCCAUCUGGUCCAAGUUCAGGGUCAUCAUCCAAAGACACGAACUUGGAAGGGGAGACAUAUCAGGCACUUGUGAGGAGGCGUAUGGAAGAGAACGAGAGGGCUUUUGCAGUUGCUGUUGAGGAAGGCGGGCAGACGUGAUUGACCGGAAAGGCGGGUGGGGCUAGUGGGAGCGCAUUUCUGGCAGAUGCAUGAUCUCAUUCUUUCCGUUUUAGACUGACCGUUGGAGAUAUGCGACUCACCAUAGACAUAGAAUCAGUAUCGUAGUAUAUGCUGUAGCAUAAUCACUAGUUCUAUACGUGCUCUAUGCACACAUAUUAUGAAUGGUAGUCUAACUCAGAACGUAUCAC